AUGACUACAGGGGGAACAGUCGUGAAACUUUCCCAGUGGGGUGUCGGAGAGGUUAAAAAAGAGGAGAGGGAAUACCUGAUAUCUGAGUUUGAAGGGACUGAGAACGAGAGCACCUACAAGAAGGUGAAGGGCGCAGUGGUUCAGGAUGUGACUGAGGAGGAGCUGACUGGUUCUCUUCUGUUAGUCACUGAUAGCAGGGGCAAACAGUGUGUGAAACCUCCAAACCCAGCAAGGAGAGCGGGUGAAUCCUCCCAAAUCAUCGCUUGUUUUCAGAGUCCAUUCUAUACCACAGACAUUGGUCUGCACCGAUAUAUCAAAAAAUCUCACCCUAAGGAGUAUGUCAUUGAACUGAGGCCUGGAUCAGUAAACACGGCUGAGCAUUCAGCAGUGUCUGCUGGCCCCAGUGCUCCUCAGCUCAGUACAGACAUGCUCAGUACCCUGGAAGAAGCAAACACAGACACACUGACGGUUCGACGGGGUUCCCAGAGUAUGAAGAUAUAUAAACCGAGUAUAAACCGAGGCUGUAAAAUAAACAAGCAGACUUACAUGGAGAAGUCAUCCCAUCAGUGUUCUGAGUGUGGGAAGAGCUUUAGUGAGUUAGGAAACCUCAAGAGACACCAACGAAUUCACACAGGGGAGAGGCCCUACCAGUGCUCCCAGUGUGGGAAGAGCUUUAGUGAUUCAGGAAACCUCAAGGGACACCAACAAAUUCACACAGGGGAGAGGCCCUACCAGUGCUCCCAGUGUUGGAAGGGCUUCAGCAGUUUAGGAGACCUAAAGAGACACGAGCAGAUUCACACAGGGAAUAGUUACUGAUAAAUUACACUGGUGUAUUCAGUGACAUUUGAGAACAUGUAAAUGAACUUGUGUGACUCAGUUCAUAGUUAAAGCUUUUUAAUUGGGACAUUGACUGGAAUAGUAUGUUAUAGGGUCAAUGGAUUAGGUUUAAGAAAUAUACUGUACUUGGCUGUAGAGUAGAGCAAUAAACCAAUUUUAUCAAAUAAUUUGAAUUUUUGGUUUAGAGCGAUGUGUAAAGUGACAAUUAAGUAGUUUAAAGUCUAUCGCAAUUAACAUGGAGCCUGUGAAGUGCCCAAAAUACAGUGGAAACCGCUUAAAGUGAUCACGUCUCUCUGGGUGAAAUUGAUCACUUUAAGCA
Molecule: messenger RNA, 1156 nt
Organism: Paramormyrops kingsleyae
Lineage: Eukaryota; Metazoa; Chordata; Actinopteri; Osteoglossiformes; Mormyridae
Source: RefSeq, a predicted model, not a curated record